Messenger RNA from Rhagoletis pomonella (apple maggot), 527 nucleotides. RefSeq lists its product as uncharacterized. NCBI's taxonomy places the organism in Eukaryota, Metazoa, Arthropoda, Insecta, Diptera, Tephritidae. Bases 84 to 428 code for a protein of 114 amino acids. The record is from RefSeq and is a predicted model, not a curated record. The transcript has 4 exons.
GAUAACAACUGCAUCGAUCAGCAGCAGAAAUAUGGGAUUAGAAAAAUAAAUUUCAUUUCGCAGUACGUGAAUUGCAUAGCAAGAUGGUUGCUAAUGUGUCGUUGGGAUUUUUCGGUUUUUUCUGUAUAAUUUGCUUUGGUUCCGUUUCAAGCGAGGAUCCACUUACAAUAUACCUUGAUGGCGGCAGUGAGUUUAAGAGCAUAAAGGAUGAUUUGAAUAGUCUCAUAUCUGACGGGGCAGACGCAACGAAAUACAUGCAAACAAGAUUCAAUCAGAUCGAAGCCAAAGUGGAUAAGUUAAUUAGCAUCGCGAAUGGUUUAGCAGAUGGUCUGAAAAAUUUGAGCCAGCAAGUAUCGAAGAAUGAUGGCAAUAACUCAAGACGCGCUUGCACAGUGAAAUUAGAAAAAGAACGAAAUUAUAAGCUUUGAAUAGCGACGUUUUUUUAUAAAAUGCAGAGUAGUUAUUCACAUAAAUGCGCAAGAAAUCUAUAUAUGUAUUAAUUCGUUCUGGCGAUUCUACCAAACCCG